UGAUCUUUGUUGCCAGACAGGUACAGGAAAAAUGCAGAGAACACCGCAAAGACCUGUACAUGGCAUUCAUUGACCUGUCCAAGGCCUUCGAUACAGUAAACCGGGACUUGCUGUGGGAAGUACUUGGAAAACUAGGUGUACCAGCAAACUUCUGCAACCUACUGCGACAGCUACAUGCUGGCAUGCAGGCCUGUGUGAGCAACGGCGGCCAACAAUCCCCAUUUUUCAGUGUGGAUGUGGGGGUCAAGCAAGGGUGUGUCCUUGCCCCAACCAUAUUCAACAUGUUCAUUUCCACUGUCACCCUCCUGUCCCAUAAACACCUGGACCCCACAGAUGGGAUUCAGAUACAAUACCGGCUGGAUGGUAACCUUUUUAACAUCCGUCGCCUCCAAGCCACCACUAAACUCACCACCCAGCAUAUUCUGGAACUACAGUAUGCAGAUGACUGCGCUGUACUUGCACACUCACCAGAGUCUCUCCAGCGCGCACUGAAUGUGGUAGCCUCCAUCUACAGUGCCAUUGGUCUUCAGAUAAACACCAAGAAAACACAAAUACUCGUGCAGGAGUUUACUCCCCAGCCAAACACGCCAAUCUUCACCCUUGACGGGCACCCAUUAGCCACCGUCCCCCACUUCACCUACCUCCGUAGCACCCUGUCGCCAUCCUGCACCAUUGACGAUGACGUCCAGAACCCUAUUGGCCUGGCCUCUGCUGCCUUUGGAAGGCUAUGGUCCAGGGUUUUCCUGAACAGGAAUCUAACCAUCUCCACCAAGACAGCCGUGUAUAAGGCAGUCUGCCUCUCCACGCUGCUCUAUAGCUCUGAAACCUGGACACCCUACCAGAGGCACAUCCAGAGUCUCGAGGCCUUCCACAUCCGCUGCCUCCAGAGGAUCCUAGGUCUGACCUGGGAAGACAGGGUGCCCUACACUGAAAUUUAUGACCGGACCAACACACCCAGCAUCACAGCACUCCUUGGCCAAAAACACCUACAUGUGAUCCGUAUGCCAGCCCACCGCCUACCCCGUCAGAUAUUGUAUGGCCAGCUUUCAGUUGGUCAAAGGUCUGCCGGGGGCCAGAAAAAACGGUACAAGGACCACAUUAAAACUCCCCUGGAAAAGUGUGACAUCAAACCACCAGCACUGGAGUCCCUGGCUGCUGACCGCCAGACCUGGAGCUCUACUUGCCACCAGGGAAUCACUCAUCUUCAGGAGAAGUUCACAGAGCGGAGAGCACAGCGGCGUGCACAAAGACACCAACGUGCCACAGCACCAGCGACCACCACUGCUGCCUUCCCCUGCCCCUCAUGUGACAAAGUCUGUGGAUCACGCAUAGGCCUGAGCAGCCACCUGGCUCUGCACAGGCGAAAGGCACAACAAUAACCAAUCCAAUACUUCGUUUGGAGCAACGUCAUCAUCGACAUCGAUGGACUGCCAUAAGCAAAUCCGCCUGUCGAUCUCACGAUCCACUCUUCCCCCACUCGUGAACAAGACUCCGAGGUACUUGAACUCCUCCACUUGGGGCAGGGUCUCCUCCGCAACCCGAAGAUGGCACUCCACCCUUUUCCGGGCGAGAACCACGGACUCGGACUUGGAGGUGCUGAUUCUCAUCACGUGCUCGACAAAAAAAAAAUAAGUGAGAAUAUCUCCAUGUUAAGAAACUCGACUGCGGCUCCGUUGUUAGUAAACACAGACAUGUUACUUUGUAACGGGUUAGUCCCAACACUGAGUAUGAGUAAUAGAGUAAUGUACAGCCAUGAGACAUGACAAGGCACACAAUGACAACUGUCACAAGAGCCUUUUGUGCCAGUGAUAAUCGCCUCCAUUGUCGGGGUUUAUCUGCCUGAGAUGAAUGUUUCCAAAGCGGUGUCACUAUCUUCUUGCACCGGGGUCAUCAUCCUGCGGCCCCUCACCCCCAAAAGGGAUAAAGGAGAGAUAAAACUGGGGGCAACUUAGGGAACACACACACACACACACACACACAUUUAUGCAUGACAUCUGUUCCGUGUUGUUCUCCUCUACGGGGCUUAGUUGUGUAUUAUUUAUGGAGCCGCAGACAAGCGGCUGCAGGCGGGUACAGUUAGUCCGAGGAUGCAACGACGCGGAGGGAUCACGCUACGACUGCCGGCCUUGUCACGACUCGCAUCGUUGGCAUGCCGACACGUACUAAUGACCGACACAAAUAUAGGAUGCAUCAGGCGGGGCCAAAGUGCGGCCCCGGGGGCCUUUUUCAGCCCGCAGAUCUUUUUUUUUA
Molecule: messenger RNA, 2250 nt
Organism: Entelurus aequoreus (snake pipefish)
Lineage: Eukaryota; Metazoa; Chordata; Actinopteri; Syngnathiformes; Syngnathidae
Exons: 2
Coding region: 60-1379 (439 amino acids)
Source: RefSeq, a predicted model, not a curated record